UGGAGACUCCAUCAUACCGCAGUUCGCUUUUACGCAGAGAAGAUGAGCUCACGGAUAGCCAAAUCCAAACCGGCGAUGAAACUGAUGGUGCUUUUGACAGCUUCUCUCUCCUGGGCCUUUCAGCAGCAAGCUGAACAACCAACGUACCAGCACCGUGACCCCGCGACAUCCGCGUUCCUCACGUGUAACCAGUGCCCACCUGGCACAGCGGUGAAACGACACUGCACUGCCGACAUGCCCACAGAGUGCCAGCCCUGUCCUGACAGGCAUUUCGCCGAGAACUGGCACUGGGGGGAGAAAUGCCAGUACUGCACCUCGGUGUGUAAGGAGAGACAGCUAGUGAAGCAGCAGUGCAACAGCACUCAUGAUCAGCUGUGCGAAUGUGCUCCAGGUUUCCACCUAGUGAUAGAGUUCUGUAUCGCACACAAGGCCUGUUCACCUGGAUAUGGAGUGGCAGCUUUAGGUACGCCAGUGAGUGACACAGUGUGUGACCUUUGCCCUGAUGGUCAUUUCUCCCCGGGUGGCUCCUCCACCAAGCCGUGCCAGCCUCACACGAACUGCUCAGAAUUGGGCCUCAAGACACUGAGAUGGGGCACGUCCACUGCAGACAGCCAGUGUGGCACUCCGGACAAGAAGGCAACGCUGGAGUGCUCUCAUCAUCACACUUUGUGCCAGACUGAUGUGACUCUUUGUGAAGAGGCGGUUUUCCAGUCGCUAGCCUCGCUGCGACUUUCCUCGGUGCCCCUGGAACGACUGUUGGACAGUCUUCCUGGGAAGAGGGUGGAUCGCAAGAGCCUGGAGAGGCUGAAGAAGACCUGCUCUCCCCAGCAGCAGGUUCUCCACCUUCUGCGACUGUGGAGAGAGCAGAACAAAGACCAGGACAAGCUGUAUGGCUUCAUACAAGGUGUGAACCACUGUGAGAGGAAGGUCUCCCGCUGCAGCAGUCUAAAAAACCUGACUCUCGACGACCUCAUGAAGGUAACAAACAGCUUGCCGGGAGUGAAAGUUAAGGAGGCGGAUGUCCAGGCCGUGGUCUCUUCUUGCCUCCCCAGGCAGUACAUUCUGCAGCUUCUUCACCUCUGGAAAAAAGCAAACCACAACCUGGACCUACCAAAUGCUCUGUCUCACAGUCUCAGGGUCCUGCGCAACCAACAGGCACCACGUCAUCUGCUCAAAGGCCUGAAGAAGAUUAGCCGCAUCAUUGGAACCACCUCGGCACAAAAGAUGUUUCAGAAGACGUUUGUCAGUAUGCUUCAGGAUGGAUCGUGUUUUAAAGCCCAUAAACCAUUAAAUGAAUAAGCAGUACACAGGUACAAAUAGAAAUAGAUACAACCUAAAGCAUAAAUAAACACUAUUUCACUGACAAAAAAGGGAACACUAAAACGAUACACAAUGAGCAGGGAGGUGCAUUUUUUUUGUAGUAGUGAGAGGUCUUUAUAAUAUCAAAGCUAUGCAUAUACUGUCUAAAAAUGGGUUUUCCUAACUUUAACAUGGAAGGAAAGAUGGAAAAAUAAAUUAGUCUUUCCUUUUCUGAUUUUUUUCUAACCUAAACGAGGCACUAAUAACUUCACCCUCAGUCCACGGUAACCGUCCGCAAGGAAGAAUCUGACAAAAAAAAAAAAGAGGUGUUCACACAUCUGUGUACUGAAUACGGAUGUAAAACAAAAGGUUUUUGAAAAAAAUAAAAAGAUUUUUUAGAACUUCAUGACUGGAGUCUGUGAAAAAUUAAAAAAAAUGUUAUUUAAGAUGUAAAUAUUAAUACUAUUUUAUAGAAAAUGGUCCGGCAGAUGUUGUUAUUGUUGCUUUCUCGCUGUUUGAGAGGAAGGAUUUGGUUUCAUAAUGAAAUAUUUUUUUUCUCAUUUGUUGGUGUGUUUGUUCUGAACUGCUGACAAGCAAAGCUCAUCGUUAUUAUUUUGUAGUUGUUACUUAUAUGAAUGUACAAAGGAGUGCAAUUGUUUUCUAUUUAAAAAACUAAGUUUUACUUUCUGAACAUGUAAAGGCUUAUGUUUAUUACUUCUUAGAAAUACUGGAUUCCAAAUGCUGCAAGUUAAUGAAGUGAUAUUUGUUUUAUAUUUUUGUUGUAUCGCGUUUUUACUAUAAGUGUAUGACCUUUGUUGUAUAUGUGCCUGACUGGUCCUUUUUAAGCUUGUUUAAGUUGUGAACAUUGAUAACAAAUGAUCUGACUAAAUUCAGUGUGUAAAGAUGUAUUGUUUCAUUAUAAAUAUGCAAUGAACAGA
Molecule: messenger RNA, 2237 nt
Organism: Neolamprologus brichardi
Lineage: Eukaryota; Metazoa; Chordata; Actinopteri; Cichliformes; Cichlidae
Product: tumor necrosis factor receptor superfamily member 11B-like
Molecular function (GO): protein binding
Source: RefSeq, a predicted model, not a curated record